AUGCAAUUCAUCGUUGCUUUAUUUGUGUUGCGAACCAAAUGUGGUUUUGAUGUGUUCAACUUUAUCUCCACCUUGGCUCGUGAACUUUUGGGUUUUGCCAAGGAUGGUGUUGCAUUUUUGACUAAUACAGAGGUCUCACAGUUUGGAAUGUUCUUCUUCACGGUUCUCCCAGCGGUGGCUUUUUUCGUGGCAUUUGUUCACAUCUUGUACUAUUUCGGUAUUGUUCAAUGGGCCAUCAUCAAGUUUGCUCAUUUUUUCUUCUGGUCUUUAAGAGUGCUGGGAGCAGAAGCCAUUACAGCCGCAGCGUCUCCAUUUAUUGGUAUUGGUGAAAGUGCUAUUCUUAUCAAGGACUUUAUGCCGUACUUGACCAAAGGUGAACUCCAUCAAAUUAUGACUUCGGGGUUCUCGACAAUUUCUGGUGCUGUUUUGGUGGGAUACAUCGGAUUGGGAUUGAAUCCACAGGCUCUCGUUAGUUCGUGUGUUAUGUCUAUUCCAGCCUCGAUCGCAGUUUCGAAAUUGCGGCACCCAGAAAUAGACGAGCCAUUGACUAGUGGUAAGGUUCAUUUUCCUGAAAAAGACGAAAGCGAGGAACGGCCCCAUAACGUGUUGCAGGCGUUUUCUGAGGGUGCAACUCUCGGUCUUAAAAUUGCUGGAACCAUGAUGAUUCAAUGUAUGUGUAUCAUUGGACUUGUUGCAUUGAUUAAUGGUAUUUUGACAUGGUUUGGAAAUUACUGGAAUAUCCACCAUUUCAGUCUCGAAUUGAUCGGUUCCUACAUCCUUUAUCCGGUUACUUUCUUAUUGGGAACUCCUCGUGACGAAAUAUAUCAUGUGUCAAAGUUGAUAGCUACCAAGUUCAUCCAAAACGAAUUUGUUGCUUACAAUUUAUUGAUGAACGAGAGCCCUUAUAACGAGAUGUCAAAGAGAGGAACUCUUAUUGCGACAUACGCAUUGUGUGGGUUUGCCAAUCUUGGAUCCGUGGGUAUUACCUUGGGAGUUUUGAAUACCUUGACCAACAAUUCCCGAGCAAAAGAUAUCUCUGCUCUCAUCUUAUCGGCAUUGUUACUGGGCAUGAUAGCCACACUUCUUUCUGCAGCCAUAGCUGCAAUGGUUAUGCAUGAUUUAAAUGGAUUUUUAGGUUAA
Meyerozyma guilliermondii ATCC 6260 is the source of this 1140-nucleotide messenger RNA. RefSeq names its product Cntp (gene CNT). The record is from RefSeq and is a predicted model, not a curated record. Lineage: Eukaryota; Fungi; Ascomycota; Pichiomycetes; Serinales; Debaryomycetaceae. Gene Ontology annotation, molecular function: nucleoside transmembrane transporter activity; symporter activity. Gene Ontology annotation, biological process: nucleoside transmembrane transport. The transcript has a single exon. Gene Ontology annotation, cellular component: membrane. The coding region runs from base 1 to 1140 and encodes 379 amino acids.